Molecule: messenger RNA, 1690 nt
Organism: Mycetomoellerius zeteki
Lineage: Eukaryota; Metazoa; Arthropoda; Insecta; Hymenoptera; Formicidae
Exons: 4
Coding region: 560-1507 (315 amino acids)
Biological process (GO): animal organ morphogenesis
Molecular function (GO): BMP binding; receptor ligand activity
Source: RefSeq, a predicted model, not a curated record
UUGGCCCCGUCGUCCUUUCUCUCCGCUUUGUUGCACCUGUGGAGAACGUCGAUGCCGAGGCGCGAGAUCGACGAAGAAGGAGAACGGAACGGGAACGCGGCGCGGAACGGGAACCGAACGCGUACCGCGAGUAGAAGGAGGAGCUGAAGGAGAGAACCCGGUGGUGGAGGUGGAGGAAGAAGAAGAGAAGGAGGCGGCGGGCAAGGCGGGAGGAGGAGGAGAACGGAACACGAGAGAUCGGCAGCACAGUUUCGUGUUCAGUUUAGCUCGGUUCGGCUCUCUCAGCUUUAUAGUAUCGAAAACUACCAAGUACUUGAAAAGGUCUCGUUCGCAUUCCCCUCAAACGGUUCCGCGCACUCACCAGACAGAGAGUCCGGAGGUUGCGAUUUCUCUCCUUCUCUCUCCGUCAGCUUGCGAGAGACGCGAGAUUCUUAGUCGCCCGAGCGGCGACUAGAAUACCUGUUGCUCUGCGUGCUCACGCGAGGAGACCGGCGACGUGUUGGUGCGCAGUUCGCGGGCGAAACAGCGACAACGAAGGUGACGUGUACGCCGAGGAAUCAUGGGGACGAUAUGGCGGCUUUCCGCGAUGAUGCUUUUGUUAAUGAUGCAUUCUGCUCUACUCAGUGCUCAUCGUGAACACAAGGUCCACAAUAUCGUGCUGUAUCCUGAUAAGCACAGUUGGUGCAAGACGACGCCUAUAAAACAGGUAGUGACAUGGCCUCAGUGUUCUUCGCAGGAAUUGGACAAUAACGUUUGCGUCGGCGCUUGUUUUUCAUAUAUGGUCCCUCACAGUGAACCCUCCGCACCUGGAGACCUCAUAAGACCUUAUUGCGAUUCCUGUCAACCUCUCGACAGUGUUUGGCACACUGUUACGCUAGAUUGCAAAGACGAACAAAAUAAUCCAGUGACUAUGCAAAAGAAAGUGCAGAUCAUCACAAACUGUUCCUGCAGUUCCUGCAUGGAGACUUCGAAGAUCAAGCCGGACUAUAACACCCUACUACAGUCCCUAACAGAGGAGAAUUUGGACAAGAAUGUGAAUGUGGCACACGAGACGCCCGAUUUACUGCUGGAUCCGAACUUAAAUGCCUCGAAGAAUACAACAAGAGAAUUUAACGGAACGCAAAUCAAUGAGCGGUUCCAUCAACUCGUCAAGAAAUUGAAGGAAUCGCAAAAGCUGGACGACUCACAUAUGAAGGAAUUGUUCUCUAAAUAUGAAGAAGAGGUCGACUUGGAAAAAUUGAAAGAAACGAUUAAGAAGUAUACUCAAGAAAACAAGGAAGGCCAGCAUGAGCAUCAUCGUCAGCACCAGCAUGAGCAUCAGCAUCAACAUCAACAGCAACAACAGCAGCAUCUUCAUCACGGACCGCAUCACUCUUUGGUGCUGGACUCGGACGUGAAGGAAAAAAUUGACGUGGAACCACAUUACCUGCAUCCCGCUGUCGCUGGACAAGAGAUCAGUUACCAUGACAAUAUCCUGGUAGGUAAGGAGAAGAAGAAGAACUUCUAGGUCCAUCGAAGCGGAAUUCGUCAUUGCACGAGAGUCGCCUUCGUUCGCCACGCUCAUAAAACGUAGUAGUCGGUUGAGAUUCACAGAAAUGCGUAGAUACAUUUAUAAGCGAACGAUUGGGAUACCUAGUCUGCUAUCUGAUUUUAAUUCUACGUAUUUAUUUACGUAACGGUAAUUGGAUCG